Gongylonema pulchrum is the source of this 489-nucleotide messenger RNA. Lineage: Eukaryota; Metazoa; Nematoda; Chromadorea; Rhabditida; Gongylonematidae. The record is from the annotation of a GenBank genome assembly.
AUGUACCGGGAUGAUCCCGAUUUGCAAGCGCUCAUUGACUGGGUUCAAAUUUAUUUCAAGUGUUGUGGCAUGAGGUCGCCGAAUGACUGGGAUAUGAACAUCUAUUUCAAUAAGUCGUCCCAGCAAUUUUCAUCUCCUGAAGCCGGCGGUGUACCGUAUUCAUGCUGUAAGAAAAUGCGCGGUGUCGACGGUGGACCGAUCAAUUUUUUUUGCGGACAUGGCGCUCGACUCUUUAAGGAGGGUUUGAGUGAUGCGAUACACGGUGAAGGAUGUACUCCGAAAAUUGAAAAUUAUCUUUCACAGAAUAUGACUUACGUAGCCGUUGCAGUGAUUCUUGUUGCGGUCAUUCAAGUAAGUGGCCAUUUUGAGCAUCCUUGUCGCAGCCUUUGGCACGUCCAGCUGUGCGAGCUCUUGAAUUUUUUGCCUCUCACAGCAUUGCCGACUCGAUUUUAUGUGUUUUUUAUGCGUUUUUGCUGUGCAGCGCUAUAG